Messenger RNA from Beta vulgaris subsp. vulgaris (sugar beet), 906 nucleotides. RefSeq lists its product as uncharacterized. Bases 1 to 906 code for a protein of 301 amino acids. The transcript has a single exon. The record is from RefSeq and is a predicted model, not a curated record. NCBI's taxonomy places the organism in Eukaryota, Viridiplantae, Streptophyta, Magnoliopsida, Caryophyllales, Amaranthaceae.
AUGAAGGCUGCCUUGAAGAAAGGCCAGGAAGAUUUCCGUCAUUCCCAAUCUGAAUCAUCACAGCAGACCAUUGAAAAUCUCACGAAGGAGCUAAAAUAUGUCAAAAGCAGCAAGGCAGGUAAGCCCCUUGGUCGCGGCAUGACUCCUCACAAUCCCAACCUAUAUGACUCAAGCAUCAGUGAAGAUGAAGAGGAAGUUAAGAUCAACUCAGACCAAGAAGAAGAGGAGACCGAUCCUGCAGCUAAGAAGCUGGCGCUCCUGGAAUCUUAUAACAAGAAAAUACUCUGCAUGCGGGCGAAGUUACCUGGAGCACCAACACCCGUAGCUACUCCAAAUGGCUACGCACAAUCUCCUUUCAUUGAUGAAAUUGCAAAAGCCAGGAUCCCCAAGAAGAUCAACAUGUCUCAACCUCAUAUGUUGAAUGAUGGAUCAACAAAUCCCUAUGAUUACGUGGCGCAAUACAAGCGGAAGAUGUGGACCUUGUCUAUUCCUAAGCAUCUCUUGGAGGCCACCAUGUGCAAAUCAUUUGGAGCCACCCUAUCGGGACCAGCUUUGCAGUGGUUGAUCAGUCUAAAUCCAGGUACAAUUCCAAAUUUUGCUGCUUUGAUUAACAAGUUCUAUCUGCAAUUUGCUAGCAGCAGGAUCUUGGAGAAACACACAGGUGAUCUGUACCCGAUCACUCAGAAAACAAAUGAAGCUGUGAGGAAAUACCUCGACCGAUUCAACAAGGAGAUGAUAUCAGUCAAGAACCUAGAUGUCCCUACAGCCAUCGAGACAUUCAGGAGAGGACUAACGUAUAAAUCCAGGUUAUAUUAUGAGCUGACCAGGUAUCCCUGCAACACCUUCGAGAAGGUCAGAGCUAGAGCCAUGGCUGAAAUCCACGUCGAGGAAGAUGAUGUGUCUUGA